Messenger RNA from Plasmodium fragile, 3120 nucleotides. RefSeq lists its product as uncharacterized. The transcript is spliced from 2 exons. The coding region runs from base 1 to 3120 and encodes 1039 amino acids. NCBI's taxonomy places the organism in Eukaryota, Apicomplexa, Aconoidasida, Haemosporida, Plasmodiidae. The record is from RefSeq and is a predicted model, not a curated record.
AUGGAGGAAAGCUUGUUCAUAAAUCUUGAAGGGAAUAAAAUCCUCCUGCAAUUUAUUAAAGAAUAUGAACAGAGGAUGGAAGGAGAAAACUCCACCACUGUUGUUUUAUCUGAGGAGUGUCAACAGGAGAGGCCCCAAUUAAGGGGAGACGCAAAUGAACAGAAUGGAUUUACGAAACCAAUGGAGCAUCACAGAUCAAAUGAGGGAAAAACAAAAGGAGGAAAAAAAAAUUUGUUCAUGUCUGAAAAUGACAAACUGCACCUCCUGCAGUGUCUUGGCAGAGCCAGUUUCACCAAGGAAGGAACAUUGGAUGGUUGUAAAAAAAAAGAAAAUGUUUUUCGCUACCAUUCCUUUUGUAUAAAUGGCGGGGACAAGGUGGCCAUGCAAAGGGGAAGUCAUGCCUCGUCGCAGAAACUAAACACGGCCCGGGGGGGACCCAACAGGACGGCCAACAAGUGGCUCAGGUCGCAGCAGAAGAGCGUCAAGCUUGUGUCAAAUAAAGCCUCACCGGAGAAGCUGCGGGAAGAGUUGCGGGAAACGCAAACAUAUGAAGAGGAUAACACUGAGAAGCAAUUACACCCGUCGCGCCCCCCCAGCACAAAAGACAUAGCAGGACAACCACGUCGCUACUCACAACUCUACAAGAAAGACCAACACACACUAGCGUCCCCCAAUGGUUCAGAAAAAAGAAAAAAAAACAGACAGGAUAUUCUUCAUUUUCGUCAAAACAAUAAUUCCUCCCGGUCAGUACAAAUCUCAAAAGGAAAAAAAAAAGAAAAAAAUGAUUUUAAAAAUGAUUAUUCGAUAGGCGUAACACCUGCUGCUGUACAUGCAAAGAAGAGCUCUCCUAAUUUGUGUCCCCCGGGUGGAAAUCCUUCAAGGACUACAGCUGUGCACUCAGCUGAAUGGGUAAAGAAGGAGGGCAUGAAGAACACGAUGAAUCGAGCAAGAGAGGGACUCACUAGAGGGGCAGGGUUGAAACUUCGAAGGGGCCGUGCUCUCGUUGGUAAGGCAAACUUGGUUGGCGGCCACCUCAGCAGAUGUGGUAGUUACACCCGAAGCGGACCUCAUCGAGGUAAGAAGAACCCCACCAAAUGGGAGGCACCAAGUGAGGGAGGGAAGGAACAUCAGCUUUCUUCAGAUGAACAAAAUAAACACACGACUACGUCACACGUGGAGAUGAAUCAUUCGUUUGAAAAUUCCCUCAUCCUGACUGUAUCAUCCACGUCACCCACGUCACGCACGCCACCCACUUCACGUGUGUUAUCUCCUUCUUCCUCCUCCUCCUCCUCCACCUGCAAUGUAAUUUAUUCUGUCUCUUCAUACGACAAGGAGGGAACGAGAAAAAGUUCCACGGUUGUGAGGUGUGCAGGGGAUGUCCGCAAGGGGGGACACACAAAGGGGAGGACACGUCAUUGUACACUUGGCAGGGGAGAACCGGUGAAGGUGAAUAAAAAUAUUUCUCGUUUUGUCCCUCCUUGUGAAAUGAAUACUCAGGAGGAGGAAUUUUUCAGACGUGACAACAAAGGGGGGGAGACAAGAAGGCAGAACGAACCACUCGAUCAUGCGGGGCGGAGUGAUGAGGACUUGCAGACUGUGAGAAGGAAAAAAGGAAAAGGAAAGUUCGAGGGGAAGAGGAAACAAAAGACCAUCCCGAGUCAUGGAAUGGGUGACAAAAUAUACGCGAGUGAGAAAAUCGACUCGGUGGAGGAAAUGUGCCACAUCGUUAGGUACAAAAAAACCCUCACCAAAAUGAAGAAAAAAAUUUUAAACAGGACAAAAAAAAUUAGGGAGGUCCAUCAGGGCAGGGUAGCAGAAGCAGAGGCAUGGAGAGUGGCAGGAGGGCACCCCCGCAGAGGAGAGUUUGCGCAGUUUGUUAAGCGAGCCAAGAGAGUGCUCGAGGAUCGCCAGGAACGAUCAACCAGGGGGCAGGCACCUAUGCCAGGUGGAAGAGAUAAGACAAAGAGAACAGGCGAUGCUGAGUCUUACCAACGCGAAGACACCUGCGAGCUAUUCUUACGCACAAGCAAAAACGAAGCGCUGCUCAGAAGAUACAUGGACAGGAAAAAAAAUCUUAUGAACCACAUGAAAACGUAUAUUUUGAUUCACCAAAGGAAACACCAGAAAGAGUGUUCACAUGAAAGGAGAGGAGCAAGCAAGGGGAAGGAGAAACAUCACAGUGUGGUUGAAAAGGAGGUGGACUCAGAGGAGAGGAAGAAAAACGAAAGGAUAGACCAACCGGGGGUGGAAGUGAAGGAAGGGGAGUGUUCUCACAUGAUUAAUGCACCCCAUGGAGAACACCUACAAAUGGUUGUUACUCCAAUGUUAAGCGAAACUGAGCAGAGGAGUCCCCACGGGUACCACCCCGAGAAGACAGACGCAUUGGAAAAGCAGCCAUGCGUGGAGGCACACGAAAAUGAAAAAAAUGAACAGGAAGGGAAAUUGAAAAAAAGUGAAAUGAACCUUGAACAUGAUAAGGGUCACGUUAAAAAAAGUAUCUUAGGUAAUGGUGCAUUUGAAGAGAAGCUGGUUCAUGCUGGACGGUUCUCUUGCGAACGAAUGAAGGAGUUCCUCAACGGAAGCGACGUCACCACGAAGGAAGUUGUAACGACACAUGGAUGGAAGGGUGCCCAUGGGAACAGCUCACUCUGCCCGUCCCAUUUUAAUACCCUAACAAAAGCAAAGCACAAAAUUAAUGCCAUGAAGAGCGGCAAAAUGUUCCUAUGCUCCAGUGAGAACACGGGGCCACGUCAGGGGCACCUGCGCGAGGUUCGACUCAAAAACGGGACAGACGUGCGGCUUGCAACGAACCUUAAGACAGACCUAUUGGACAACUGCGCGGCCCUUGUUGCCUUUGUGAGGAGCCAACUGAGGAGGGUAAAUUCAGCAAUCACGGGGAGACGCUUUGCCCUCGGGGGAUGCUUCACCGAAACCACCCCUCCAACGAAAUGCGCUACCACAAAAAGGGUAACCACACGUAACCAGCUGCGCAGUUUGAGGAGAAACGUCAAGGGGCAUCUCGAGAAGCUGCGAAGAACGAAGAUUGUAUCAUUCAUCCUUUCGGUCCUCCGUGAAAAAAGCGAUUCCUCGUGCACACCGACUUGUAGUGAAAAGCCCUGA